Messenger RNA from Suhomyces tanzawaensis NRRL Y-17324, 1671 nucleotides. RefSeq names its product Hgt14p (gene HGT14). Lineage: Eukaryota; Fungi; Ascomycota; Pichiomycetes; Serinales; Debaryomycetaceae. The record is from RefSeq and is a predicted model, not a curated record. Gene Ontology annotation, cellular component: membrane. Gene Ontology annotation, biological process: carbohydrate transport; transmembrane transport. Gene Ontology annotation, molecular function: carbohydrate:proton symporter activity. Bases 1 to 1671 code for a protein of 556 amino acids. The transcript has a single exon.
AUGACUACUACAAGCUCAGAGUCGCUGAUCGCACUGAAGGCUGCUGCUGCGCCUUUUCAAGCCAUCAAGGCGAGGUUCAAGCUCUUCGCCAAAGACGAGGACAGACCCACUCCUCCGGAAGUCUACAACUGGCGGAUCUACGCCACUGCCGUGAUGGCAUCUGCCGCGGCCAUCAUCAUCGGGUACGACGGGGGUUUUAUAGGCGGAACCGUGGCGUUGGAUUCGUUCCGCCACGAGUUUGGGCUCGAUGACUCUUCCCACUCCAAGGGCAUCAUUUCCAACGUCAUCUCGGUGUUCCACGCAGGCUGCUUCUUCGGAGCGUUGUUCUCGUACCCGUUCUCGUUCUACUGGGGCAGAAAGAUCUCGUUGGUGUUCGCUGCCGUGUUGGUGACGGUUGGGUCUGCGGUGAUGCUAGCCGCCAGCGCAGAACGGGGACUAGGACCCAUCUACGCGGGACGAGUGUUGGCCGGCGUGGCGAUCGGAUUCUCCACCAACCUCACAGUGGUGUACAUCUCCGAGGUGUCGCCUCCCGCCAUCCGGGGCCAGCUCACGCUGUCGUACGAGAUUGGCUGGAGAAUAGGCGACUUGGUCGGAUUCUGGAUCUCCUACGCCGUGGACGAGCUGGUUGCCAAAGGCAAGAAGCAGUGGUUCAUUCCGUUUGCCGUGCAGCUCAUCCCCAGUGGCAUGUUCUUGGUGGGAUCGCUCAUGAUGAAAGAGUCGCCGCGGUGGUUGUUCCAGGUGGGACGCCACGAAGAGGCCCUAGCCAACUUGACCUGGCUCCGUAACUUGCCCGUGGACCACGAGUAUAUCGUGUACGAGGUCAACCAAGUACGUGACUCCAUUGAGACUCAGAAGAAUAAGGUCGGAUUGGGUCUCUGGGACCCAUUCUUAGAGGUGUUCGUCCGCAACAAGCACAUCUUGUUGCGUUUGGCCAUCACCUGUGGGCUCUUCCUCUUCCAGAACUUCUUGGGCAUCCAGUCUAUCAACUACUACUCUCCUAUCAUCUUCAAGGGAUUGGGUGUCAAGGGCACCAACGCCACGCUCUUCUCCACAGGUAUGUUUGGUGUGGUCAAGUUCGUGUGCACUUUCAUCUACAUCAUCUUCAUUGUGGAUACCGUGGGAAGACGACGUGCGUUCAUGACGUCGUCUGCCGUGUGUUCUGUCUGUUUCUGGUACAUCGGCUCCUACCUCAAGCUCAAUGACCCCACCGUUCCCGGAAACCUGGCGGGCCCAGGCGGAAAGGCCGCUAUCGCCAUGAUGUACAUCUGGAUCGCCUCGUUCAUUUUGGCGUGGUCUGGAGGACCGUUUGUGGUGGGUGCAGAGGUGUUUGACCAGAACAUCCGUUCGUUCGUCCAGGCAAUCAACGCAGCCGUCUCGUGGGUGCCCAUUUUUAUCAUGGCCAGGCUCACCACCAAGAUGAUCGACAAAAUGGAGUACGGCAUCUACUACUUUUUUGCCACUUUGGCCAUUUUGUCGAUUCCAUUUGUAUUCUUCUGUGUGCCUGAAACAAAGGGAAUUGCAUUGGAGGACAUGGACAAGUUGUUCGACGCCAACAUCCCCGCCAGACAUGCCCACAGGGUGGUUUUUGCCAAUGCCAGAAGCGACAACACUAAGGACUUGCACAAAAUCGAGGCCUAUAUGGUGGAAGACGUGGGAAAAGUGCAAGUUUAA